AUAUAUUAUAAACACAGAGCGUGCGUGCUUACUAUAUAUAUUAAUUCAAUAACUUUCAGAUAAAAUGUUUUCUAUGAGAACAUUAGCUUCAUAUUUUCACAAAACCUUCAUUCAAAAUGUUAUAAGAAAAAACCAGCUACUAGAACGUUGUAGGUUUUAUUCUACCGCAACAGAAGAAUUGUCAGAUGAAAUAGUUCAGAAAAUAUGUGGGGAAGAUCAGGAACUAGAAAAAAAAUUAAGAAUUUUAAUGUUAGAAGUAGAAGUGAUGCGACAAGAUGGUCGCUUAGCACCGGACAAUUUAAAAUUAGACCAGUGGCAGUACUUAUUGGAAUUACAAAGUAAAAAUCAAAGAUCCUCAUACUUAACAUUUCUAUGGAAGAACGAGAAAAGAAAAGAAAAUGAGCAGGCAAAAAAGGAAGCCAAGCGCAGAGAGUAUGAAAUGUCACCACCUGAAGUAUCCAAAGAAUAUGAAGAUGAUCUUCUAUAUGGUAUUCAAUACCAGUCCCUAUUCUUGAGGAUUCGCGACGCAUCUAUCAAUAAUUUUGAUAAUUAUAGAGCUCUACAAGCUUUGGUUUAUGGACAAAAAACAGUAAUAGACUGCUCUUAUGAGGAGCACAUGGUUUCAAGAGAAAUAAUAAAUGCAGCAAAGCAAAUGACAUUUGUUUUUGGUGAUAACAGAAUUCAUAAAGAACCAUUGAAUUUGCAUUUAUGUAAUGUUAAUUUUGAUGGUCUGUUUAUGAAACAACUCCGUAAGAAUAUUCCAAAUAUUGAUGAACCAUGGUUUCCACUAAAUAUUCAUUCACAAAGCUACUUAGAUUUGUUCCCAAAGGAAAAGCUAGUAUACCUUACACCACAUUGCCGAGAAGAGCUAACAAGCUUUGACCAUGAUGCAAUAUACAUUGUGGGUUGUAUGGUUGACAAGAAUAACAAUGAACCAUUAUCACUAGCUAAAGCCAAAAGGGAUGGUUUGCGAAUGGCGAAGUUGCCUCUAGACAGAUACUUGGAAUGGGCUCCUGGUUCAAAGAAGAACCUUAAUAUAAAUCAUAUGAUUCCUAUUCUUCUGGAUUUAAGAACUACUGGUGACUGGGAGUACUCGCUACGCCACAUUCCAAGACGAAAGUUAAUGGAAACUAAAAUUAUGGCCAUGCAAAAUAGACUAAGCAAGGGCAAGAUAACUAAAGAUGAGCUGGUCAGAAACUUAAAUGCGUUUGGUAAAGGUCGAGCCUUGACAAUUAAUGACCAAAGAAGAAAUUCAAGAAAGUCUUUGUAUGAUGAUGAUAAUUUAUAAAGAAAAUUAAAUAAAAGGUCUUUAUUUCAUGCCAAAGACAUACAUACAUCUUAAAACUAUGUUUACGAUUAAUUAAUCUAAUAAAAAAUAAUCUAUAAUUU
Molecule: messenger RNA, 1389 nt
Organism: Aricia agestis (brown argus)
Lineage: Eukaryota; Metazoa; Arthropoda; Insecta; Lepidoptera; Lycaenidae
Gene: rswl
Product: mitochondrial ribonuclease P protein 1 homolog
Exons: 5
Coding region: 65-1288 (407 amino acids)
Biological process (GO): positive regulation of mitochondrial translation; mitochondrial tRNA 5'-end processing
Cellular component (GO): nucleoplasm; mitochondrion; nucleus
Molecular function (GO): tRNA binding
Source: RefSeq, a predicted model, not a curated record